CUAAAGACAACGUUGGCUGAUGCUAUGUUUAGUACAGUGCGACACACUUGUAAUGUUAGAGGCGCAGUAGGUAGACUCUUGCUUCGUAAACGGCCGCAGAUGGCAGCUACUACCUGUCACCGUUCCAUGCAUGGAAACAGAAGCACAAUGGAUACUACGAAUGAAAACGAACGAAGGGGCUCGAGUGGUAGCGGCAAUACUAAUAGUGUAAAGUCUAGUUCAUUCAGACAGCAAAGCGUUUUGAACUCGCUAAUGGCAAGCAAGGAAGCAAGGCAUACCGGCGAUCUAACGAUUGCUCAGAAAGUUGUAGAGCGUGGGAAGGAUGUCAGUUAUUUUCUCAUCGUUUGCGUUGGCUUUGGAGUCACAGGCCUUCUUCUGUGGGUUAUUUUCCAUGAGUUCUUCUCUAGUGGCAGCCCAUCUUCUGUGUUCAGACGUGCGCUGAAGAGAGUAAAGGCACAUGAACAGGUGUGCUCAGUUGUUGGGGAAGGCAUUGCUGGGUAUGGUGAGUGGUCAGGUCGUGGCCGGAGGAAGCGACUUAGUCACCGCCUGUACGUAGUUGAUGGGCAGAACUAUAUGCGAGUUCAAUUUUAUAUUACUGGUAGCCAACGAAAUGCUACGGUUCUUGCAGACAUGAAAGAAGUGUCUAGAGGUCGAUGGGAAUUUAGAUUUUUGUUUGUUGAAUUAGAAGGCUAUCCUCCAGGAGUUAUUGUUAUUGAGGACAACCGCUGAUUGAUGGACACAUAUGACAGAAGCAAUUUAGUGAACGUGUGUGAACAUUAAUGCUAUGUAUACUUGUUAGUUGGUGUAGGUAUUCUGUUAUUAAUUACACCAACACGUGGUAAGGUGUCAUCUUUCUGAAUACAGAAGUCAGACAAAUUUGUCAAGUGUGAGCAAAUUUUAGUACAAGCUUCAAUUGGGUGCAUGAAAUGCAUCUGUAUUAUGUAUACAUGUACAGUAUGUAAAUUGAGUUGGUACUUAUAACUGUG
Corticium candelabrum is the source of this 986-nucleotide messenger RNA. RefSeq names its product mitochondrial import inner membrane translocase subunit Tim21-like. The record is from RefSeq and is a predicted model, not a curated record. Bases 25 to 729 code for a protein of 234 amino acids. The transcript is spliced from 4 exons. NCBI's taxonomy places the organism in Eukaryota, Metazoa, Porifera, Homoscleromorpha, Homosclerophorida, Plakinidae. Gene Ontology annotation, biological process: protein import into mitochondrial matrix. Gene Ontology annotation, cellular component: TIM23 mitochondrial import inner membrane translocase complex.